This is a messenger RNA of Miscanthus lutarioriparius, 537 nucleotides long. The record is from the annotation of a GenBank genome assembly. NCBI's taxonomy places the organism in Eukaryota, Viridiplantae, Streptophyta, Magnoliopsida, Poales, Poaceae.
AUGUCUGGUGCUUGCAAGCGCACACUGAAGUUUCUGAUGGCAAUCUUGAAUGGCAAAUGGGUUAUCUCCAUCGACUGGGUUAAGACAUGCAUGGAACUUAUGGAGCCUGUUGAUGAAUUGAGAUUUGAAAUUUCCACUGAUGUACAUGGCACUGCUGAGGGUCCCAGGUUAGGCAGACAACGAGUUAUCAAUAAGCAACCUAAAUUAUUCGACGGUCUUGAGUUCUAUCUCCAUGGAGAUUACACCAAGUCCUACAGGGGCUACCUGCAAGACCUUGUGGUUGUAGCCAGUGGAACUGUCCUGCAAAGGAAGCCUGUGUCAAGAAAUCAGCAGAAGUUGCUUGACGACAGCUCCCUCAUCCUCAACGUCUACAACAUCGAGAAUCAAGACAAGGCAAAACCAAGAUCAAGGGAUGGCAUAAAUAUUAAUCGUAGCCAAGUUGAUGCUCAGGUUCUGGCCUAUGCCUCUGGUGGCAAAGUUGUGAGCAGCGCAUGGAUCAUUGACUCCAUAGCAGCUUGCAACCUUAAACCUCUUUAA